Messenger RNA from Thalassophryne amazonica, 1297 nucleotides. RefSeq names its product small nuclear ribonucleoprotein polypeptide A' (gene snrpa1). Gene Ontology annotation, cellular component: U2 snRNP. The record is from RefSeq and is a predicted model, not a curated record. Gene Ontology annotation, molecular function: protein binding; U2 snRNA binding. Gene Ontology annotation, biological process: mRNA splicing, via spliceosome. The transcript is spliced from 9 exons. The coding region runs from base 94 to 933 and encodes 279 amino acids. Lineage: Eukaryota; Metazoa; Chordata; Actinopteri; Batrachoidiformes; Batrachoididae.
UUCCGGGCAGGAGCGUGUGGUUUGUAGUAGCAGCGCUACGGCUUUGUUGCCCAUUGUUUUCUAAAUUAAAUACAAUUCUGUUUUGUUGUCGACAUGGUGAAGUUGUCUGUUGAACUCAUUGAGCAGGCUGCUCAAUAUACCAACCCUGUGAGGGACAGAGAGCUUGAUUUAAGAGGUUACAAAAUACCUGUCCUUGAAAAUCUUGGAGCCACUUUGGAUCAAUUUGACACAAUUGAUUUGUCUGACAAUGAAGUCAGAAAACUGGAAGGCUUCCCUCUGCUCAGGAGACUCAAAACUUUGCUGUUGAACAACAACAGGAUUUGUCGGAUUGGUGAAAAUCUUGAGCAGUCUCUACCAGCUCUGCGAGAACUGGUUCUUACAAACAACAGCAUUCAGGACUUGGGUGACUUGGACCCGCUAGCCUCAGUGAAGACACUGACCCUUCUUAGCUUGUUAAGAAAUCCGGUGACAAACAAGAAACAUUACAGGCUCUAUGUCAUCAACAAGAUCCCACAGAUCCGUGUUCUUGACUUCCAGAAGGUAAAGCUCAAGGAGCGACAGGAGGCGGAGAAAAUGUUCAGGGGCAAACGAGGUGCUCAACUCGCAAAGGAUAUUGCCAAGCGAGCACAAACAUUCACUCCUGGUGUGGCAGUGCAGCCUGAGAAGAGGAGGACGGGGCCAUCUGCAGCAGAUGUGGAAGCCAUCAAGAAUGCCAUUGCUAAUGCCUCAUCCUUGGCAGAAGUGGAGCGUUUGAAAGGGAUGCUUCAGGCUGGUCAGAUUCCAGGACGAGUUCUCAUGCAAGGUGCAGCUGGUAUGGUGGAGGAGGAAGAAGAGGAAGAGAGUGAUGCACAUAUGGGUGUUGGAGAAGAAAUGGACGGGGGUGAACAAGAUGAUGAAUACAUGGAUGACGAGCCUCCUGUUAAUGGUUCCUGAAACACCUGAAACCUUUUAUGUCUUGAAAUGUAGAUAUGAGUUGGUAAUUGUCCAGAAAUGUCUUUUAUACAAAUGGAUACAUUAAAACGUUUUUUUUUAAGUCUUUUUUUUAACCAUUUAUUAAUCGCAUCGCAUUCUCAGCCAUGAAACCUGUAAAAAAUCCUAGGUUCAAGAAUUGAUGUAUACCUGUGUAGAUCUUUAUCUGUAUAUUAUUUCUGUAUAUUAUUUUAAGUCUGGCUUCCAUACAUGUAAAGCCACUGGCAAUACAUGGUAGACCUUUUUUGGGGGAGAUUGGGAAAAUCAGAUAGAAUGAUUUUCCUACAAUUUAAGGGUAAAUCAUUAAAGCAGGACCAGUUAAAGUACA